AGCUGACGCAUUGCGGAAAUUCACGGAAGGAGCAACACAAUUUUUGCGGGCUCGCCAAAUUUGUCCGUUUCGGCCGAUUUGUGGGAGGAUGCGAUUCGACUGAACGCCGAAAUGUCGAACGGUAGCAAUGGAAAUGACAAGCCGCCGAACCACUACCUGCACGAGCUGCCGCAGAGCGAAGAGGAGCGGCUCGAGGGCCUCUUCAAGCGGCUGGACAUGGACGGCAACGGCCGCAUCGACAUUCGAGACCUGACGCAGGCCCUCCAUGACACCGGCGUCCACCAGGGAUACGCACAGAAAUUUAUCGAGCAGUCUGAUCAAAACAAGAGUGGUGAUGUCAGCUUGGCGGAAUUCAUACAUUAUGUGCGGGAGCACGAGAAGAAAUUGCACCUUCAGUUUCACAGUCUGGAUGUUAACAAAGAUGGAAAAAUUGACAUGGACGAGAUGGUGGUUGCAUUUAAGCAGCUAGGAAUUGAAAUCAACCGGGACGAAGCAAAAAAUCUUUUACAGAGAAUGGACACCGACGGAACUUUGGACAUUACUUUUGACGAGUGGCGCAAUUACUUGUUGUACGCACCAAGCACAGACAUCAGGGACAUCAUCAGCUAUUGGAGGCACUCCACGUAUUUGGACUUCGGCGAGGACAUGAACGUGCCGGACGACUUUACGCAGAAGGAAAUGCUGACCGGCAUGUGGUGGAGACAUUUGGUCGCCGGCGGAGUGGCCGGCAUGGUUUCGCGAACCUUCACAGCACCGCUUGACAGACUCAAGGUGUUUCUGCAGGUCCACGGGACGAAACAGACAAAAUUGGUGAGCUGCUUGCGCAACAUGUUGGCCGAGGGUGGCGUUUGGAGUUUGUGGCGGGGGAACGGCAUCAAUGUUCUCAAAAUCGCACCCGAAUCGGCCUUCAAGUUCAUGGCUUACGAACAGGCAAAGCGGGUGCUGCGCGGCAACUCCUCCAGGGACAUCUCCAUCUACGAACGAUUUGUGGCCGGUUCCUUUGCCGGAGGCUUCAGUCAAACUAUAAUUUAUCCUUUGGAGGUGCUGAAAACAAGACUGGCGCUGAGGAAGACUGGACAGUAUAGUAGUAUUGCCGAUGCAGCUAAGAAGAUUUAUGCCAAAGAGGGAUUUAGAAGUUUUUAUAGAGGUUAUAUACCAAAUCUGUUGGGAAUUAUUCCUUACGCCGGCAUUGAUCUAGCCGUUUACGAGACCCUGAAGAAUUAUUACCAACGCCAAACAGACUCACAAGGAAAUCCAGGAGUGCUCCUUUUGUUAGCCUGCGGCACCACCAGUUCAACUUGUGGCCAAAUAGCAUCCUAUCCAUUAGCAUUAGUCAGAACCAGGCUUCAAGCACAGACGAUGGUAGCAACGACUGCUGGUGUUGCUCCAGCGCAACUCACCAUGAUGGGCACCAUUCGCAGCAUCAUCCAGCAAGAUGGCUUGACCGGCUUAUACCGUGGCAUCGGUCCCAACUUCCUCAAAGUGGCGCCCGCCGUCAGCAUCAGCUACGUGGUGUACGAAAGGUGUCGCCAGGCACUCGGCGUCAACAUGACGUAAACGACUUUAUCCCAUUUAAGUUAUUCGAAAUAUUAUUUUAUUAUUGGCAAGAGUGCUGGUUGUGAUAAAAUAUAAGUGGUGAAAUUCGAGCGUAGACUUUGCAGGACCUUAAUUUACUUGUGUCGCUUUCGCUUUUGAAGGAAAUUAAUAGGGAAAGCGACGCCAAAACAAACAAAGACUGAAUACGUAGCUCGACGGACUAUUCAGUCGCCCGAUACUUAACAGAAAAAUUAGGCCUGCCCUAUGGAGAUGUGAAUAUCUGUGAAGAAUCAAAAUUUCAACCAACCGUAUUGUCAGUAGUCUUCGAUUUUUAAUUAUUAACGUUGCCUUCAUUUCCCGCAAGUGUCAAACACUGCGUGCUUUAUUUUUUUAAUUUCAAAUGACAGACGCGACUUUUGAGUAGAGAGACUUCCUUAGUUGAUCGGAGUUAAUGCCCAAUGAAAAUAAAUAAAGUUAACUCCGACCAACGGCUUGCUCUUCCAAUUAUCCAUCUCUACUAUUUUUUUUUUUAACUC
Messenger RNA from Neocloeon triangulifer, 2072 nucleotides. RefSeq names its product mitochondrial adenyl nucleotide antiporter SLC25A23 (gene SCaMC). The transcript is spliced from 9 exons. Gene Ontology annotation, biological process: transmembrane transport. The record is from RefSeq and is a predicted model, not a curated record. Gene Ontology annotation, molecular function: ATP transmembrane transporter activity; calcium ion binding. The coding region runs from base 112 to 1557 and encodes 481 amino acids. Gene Ontology annotation, cellular component: mitochondrial inner membrane. NCBI's taxonomy places the organism in Eukaryota, Metazoa, Arthropoda, Insecta, Ephemeroptera, Baetidae.